Messenger RNA from Enhydra lutris kenyoni (northern sea otter), 1526 nucleotides. RefSeq names its product peptidylprolyl isomerase like 6. NCBI's taxonomy places the organism in Eukaryota, Metazoa, Chordata, Mammalia, Carnivora, Mustelidae. The transcript has 8 exons. Bases 18 to 953 code for a protein of 311 amino acids. Gene Ontology annotation, biological process: protein peptidyl-prolyl isomerization. Gene Ontology annotation, molecular function: peptidyl-prolyl cis-trans isomerase activity. The record is from RefSeq and is a predicted model, not a curated record.
AGUCCCCCAGCGCCGCCAUGGCCAGCCCGAAGCAGUGCCGGCCCAAGUCAGCCCCGUGCCGCUCGCGGUCGCCGCCCGAGCAGCCGCUGCGGGUGAAGGUGGUGGGGCUCUUCAAAAGCUCCAGCUUUCAGAUGGCGAAGAGCGCUGCUGAGGCUCUGAAGACUAAUUAUCCAUCCAAAUUUGAAGAUCCUAUAAUAGUUCCUCUUCAAGAAUUUGCAUGGGAUCAAUAUCUACAGGAGAAAAAAAGGGAACUCAAGAAUGAAAUCUGGGAAUAUUCUUCCUAUGUGAUGUGUUUUGUUAACGAUCAGCUCCUGGGUGAUGCAUUUGAUCUUCAGAAAUGGGCUCAGAAGAUGUGGGAUAUAGUUGAUUUUAAGCCCCCUGAACUUUAUGAGGCACUUACUGUGGAUUAUGCUGCUAAAUUCUUAACAGACACCAAGCAUGCUUUUGUGUUCUUGGACAUUUCUAUUGAUUUUUAUCCAAUUGGAAGACUGGUUUUUGAGCUCUACUGUGAUGCAUGUCCCAAAACAUGUAGAAACUUUCAAGUCUUGUGCACAGGAAAAGCAAAGUAUUCUCAAAGUGGAAUCAGGCUACAUUACGUAGGUUCAAUUUUUCAUCGAGUAGUACCGAACGGUUGGAUACAAGGAGGAGAUAUAGUAGAAGGAAGAGGAGAUGAUGGAGAGUCGAUUUACGGACCAACGUUUGAAGAUGAAAACUUUUCAAUUCCUCAUAAUAAGAGGGGAGUUCUUGGAAUGGCCAACAAAGGCCGUCACACCAACGGGUCACAAUUCUACAUCACACUACAGCCAGCACCCUAUCUAGAUAGAAAAUAUGUGGCUUUUGGGCAAUUGAUUGAAGGAACGGAAGUUCUUCAAAAAUUGGAAUUGGUUCCAACAGAGAAUGAAAGACCAAUACAACGAUGCGUAAUUAUUGACAGUGGAGAUCUUUAUGCCUGAUUUUCCUAUCAGUAUUCUCUGACAACUUAUUAUUAUGCAUCUGAUCAGCUGUUUCUAUAUUUAAUUAAACAGUGCUUGAUAAAAUUUAACUUGAAAGCUGUAAAGAUGCUGUAGGUUGGCCCUCCCAACACCCAGUCCCUCCCCAUUUUCCUUUCUUGUCUCUGCCACAGACUAUAAAAGCAAAACACUUAAUUUCCCACCCUCCUUCGCAGCCAGUAGUGGCCAUGGAAUACCAUCUCGCCAGUGAGACAAGAGUAGAAUGCCAGCGAUCCUGCCCCUUCCCCUCAACCAGCCUUGAAUGCAGAGCUGUGAAGGAAAGGCCAAGAGAACUGGAGAUGUCAGUGCCAACUCUUGGGCUGCAGAACCAAUGCCAGCACGUACCUAUCUCUGGCUUCUUACUGUGAGACAAAUAGACUCCUGCUUGUUGACGUUACUAUUGGCUGAUUAUUUUGCUACUUGUAGCCCAAACCAUUCUUAGCAGCAGGACCUAAUGGCCUUCCAAUCCUAUAGCACUUAGAAUGGAAUUAUGUUGUCAGUGAACUACAUUUCUGCCCUAAGAAAGUUGGUAAAUAA